UCGCGCUUUUCUUUUCUUGUCCGUCCCUCGAGCCGCUCUUUCCUCGGUGACAGUUAGUGCCGAGAUGUCCGUGCUCGAGACGAUGUCGUCCCGGCGUACCCUGAGGUCCAGCUCUGGCAAGAAAAAAGGUAACAACGACGACGCGGAGGCAGAGUCGUGCGAGGAAGUGGAUCUGCGGCUACCGAUGUUCCCGGAGUUGGUCGCGGGCGAGAUAUCGAGCGAGGAAUUCUUGGCAGCCGCGGAAGGGGUCGUCGGCAUGCUCGAUUACUUCGGCAAACUGUUCAUGCCAGUCAAGUGCGACAUGCGGGGAAAUGUCAACAAGCUCGUCAAAAGGAUGAACGUUGACAAAAAAAAUCACGACACGUUACAAAAGAUGCUACUGUUGGAAAAAGAUAAAACGGAUAGCCCAGUGGCGAUUGACGCGCUCAUGUGGUUGAGGAGGGGACUGCACAUGAUUCAAUUGUUCUUCGAGCACAUGGUGAACGAUUUUCACGCUGAGCAGCAGACAGAAGAUCUUGUGGCGAAUCUUAAAAAGUCUUACGAGUUGAGUCUAGAGCCGUACCACGGAUAUAUGAUCCAACAACUGUUUGGGGUGAGUUUCGAGGGAAAAAUAAAACUUUUAUCUCGGAUGAUCCCGACGCGCACGCAAAUUUUUCGAGCCCUCGCGAAUGGCUGCGACGUCGAGCAGAGAAUCGUGAUAAGGAACGUCGACAGAUUUUGCAAAAGACUGAGAGCCAACGUCACGAACCUCGAGGCUUUCUACGACGAGCACAAUUUAGAAAAUAAUUACAAAGUUUGACGACUGCUGGAUACGAUUUUUUUAGUACUUUUUUUUUUUCCAAGCCAUAUGUUUUGAAAUAAAAAAUGUUCCUGCAAAAGUGUUCAAGUUACCGCUAGUUGUAUAUUUUGUAACUUAAUUUAUUAAACAAA
Molecule: messenger RNA, 930 nt
Organism: Copidosoma floridanum
Lineage: Eukaryota; Metazoa; Arthropoda; Insecta; Hymenoptera; Encyrtidae
Product: glycolipid transfer protein
Biological process (GO): ceramide transport; intermembrane lipid transfer
Cellular component (GO): membrane; cytoplasm; cytosol
Molecular function (GO): ceramide 1-phosphate binding; ceramide 1-phosphate transfer activity
Source: RefSeq, a predicted model, not a curated record